This is a messenger RNA of Rhodamnia argentea, 3608 nucleotides long. Its product is annotated as probable galacturonosyltransferase 4. Lineage: Eukaryota; Viridiplantae; Streptophyta; Magnoliopsida; Myrtales; Myrtaceae. The coding region runs from base 350 to 2326 and encodes 658 amino acids. The transcript is spliced from 9 exons. Gene Ontology annotation, molecular function: polygalacturonate 4-alpha-galacturonosyltransferase activity. The record is from RefSeq and is a predicted model, not a curated record.
UGGAAUAUUGAAAAACCCACAAUCAAGAAUCCAUCUCUCUCUCUCUCUCUCUUCCUAGCCAUUAUCAACGCCUCGCUUUACUUUCCCAGUUACAUAAAGCAGAGAACCAGACACGCCCUCUCGCGCGAGAAUUCUCGAUCCCAACAGCAAGCCAGUGCUUUUUACAUGGCGUUUCUUCAAUGUGACUUCAGAUUCGAGUUUUCAAGAGCUUAGCUUCGAGAAGCCGUCAUCUGGGUCUUUGCGCUAGACCUCAAGGAAGGAGCUUUUUGGGUUUUUUCCUUCCUUUCCUUUUCGUUUGCGAUUCUGGGUUUGGAAAAUUCUUGGGUUGCGAAAGGGACGAAAGGGAAAGAUGUUGGUGAGGAAUGUGGUGGUGUUGAUGCUGUUGGUGACGGUUGUUGCUCCGAUUAUUCUCUACACUGAUAGAAUCGGCACUUUCAAAUCUGCCUCUUCUAGGAAUGAAUUCAUAGAGGAAGGCACAUCCUUUACUUUUAGUGGUGAUACAGGGCGUUUGAACGUGCUUCCACAGGAAUCAUCAGCAACUCUUAAAGAGCCGAUUGGAUUAGUGUACACAGAUAAUACAACUAAAGAUUUGCAAAAACAAGAGGGAAUAGAGCAUAAAUCUGCAAGAGUAUUGUCAGCAACGGCUGAUGACGGUCAAGCUCAAAAGGAGAACCCCAUCAGACAGGUAACUGAUGGGAAAAAUCAAGAAAUGCAGAGUGGAAUUUCGGGAAAGUCUACUGUGGCAGGGGACAAUGAAGUUAGGAGAGAAGGGAAAAUUCCCAAGGACAAGGAUGGGAAAGCUAAAGUUUCCAGGCGGUCAUCAUCAGAUAAUGUUGCACAGAAUGUGGAAGUGAAAGCCGAAGACCGGUCUCCUAAGACUCCUGUCAUCCGUGGAAAACAAGAGACUGCAAAAUCUGUGGAGGGACAGAAUGAGCAAACGGCAAUGCCCGAUGCUCGUGUCCGGCAGCUUAAAGAUCAGUUGAUCAGGGCCAAAGUUUACUUAUCUCUACCAGCCACUAAGAACAAUCCUCAUUUUACUAGAGAGCUUCGACAGCGGAUCAAGGAAGUUCAACGAGUGGUUGGGGCAGCAGUUAAAGAUUCCGAUCUGCCGAGGAACUCAAAUGACCGGUUGAAAGCUAUGGAGCAAACAUUGGCCAAAGGCAAGCAAAUUCAAGAUGACUGCGCUGCUAUUGUACGGAAACUUAGGGCUAUGCUCCAUUCGACAGAAGAGCAGCUUCGAGUGCACAAGAAGCAGACGCUGUUCUUGACACAGUUGACUGCAAAAACCCUUCCAAAGGGUCUUCAUUGUCUUCCUUUACGCCUUACUAGCGAGUACUAUGCCCUGAAUUCUACCCAACAGCACUUCCCAAACCAAGAGAAAUUGGAGGACCCCCGGCUGUUCCAUUAUGCACUGUUCUCUGACAACGUGUUGGCAGCAGCUGUUGUCGUGAACUCAACAAUCACCCAUGCGAAGGAACCCUCGAAACACGUCUUCCACGUUGUUACAGACCGGCUCAACUAUGCAGCAAUGAGGAUGUGGUUCUUAGUAAAUCCUCUGGGGAAAGCCACUAUUCAAGUUCAGAACAUAGAAGAAUAUACCUGGUUAAACUCGAGUUACAGUCCAGUGCUCAAGCAGUUGGGUUCUCCAUCCAUGAUUGAUUAUUACUUCAGGACUCAUCGUGCGAAUUCUGAUUCAAGUCUGAAGUACAGGAACCCUAAGUACUUAUCUAUUUUGAACCAUCUUCGAUUUUACCUACCGGAGAUCUUCCCCAAGCUGGAUAAGGUGCUGUUUUUAGAUGAUGAUAUAGUGGUACAAAAGGACCUCACUGGUCUGUGGUCCCUAAAUUUGAAGGGAAAGGUCAAUGGUGCUGUGGAGACUUGUGGGGAAAGCUUCCAUCGCUUUGAUCGCUAUCUCAAUUUCUCUAAUCCUCUCAUCUCAAAGAAUUUCAAUCCCCAUGCUUGUGGCUGGGCCUAUGGCAUGAACGUCUUUGACUUGAAGGAAUGGAAGAAGCAAAACAUCACUGGAGUGUACCACAAUUGGCAGAAACUUAAUCAUGAUAGACAACUGUGGAAGUUGGGGACCCUGCCACCUGGCUUGAUUACAUUCUGGAAUCGUACUUAUCCACUUGAUCGGUCGUGGCAUGUGCUGGGACUAGGUUAUAAUCCUAAUGUCAACCAGAGGGAGAUAGAGCGGGCUGCCGUCAUUCACUACAACGGCAACAUGAAACCGUGGCUUGAGAUUGGCAUGCCCAAGUACCGGAACUAUUGGACAAAGUAUGUUGAUUACGAUCAUGUCUAUCUGCGGGAGUGCAACAUUAAUCCAUAAACCAACUCUGGAUUCGCCCGUCGGUGACUUUCCCCGAGCAUCAAGAUACCUAUUCUUACAGGUCCACAUCACUCUCCAUGUAGGCACUUGUUUUUUGUCAGGAAUUAACGCUCUCCGAUUCUUUCUGUACACAUUUCAGUUUUCCCCUUUCUUUUCUUUUUUCUUGGUUCAUUUUUGGGCAUAGUAGAUUUGGUUCGAGAAUGAGUUAUGCAAUGCUCUGUUCCUUAUAGCAAAAUUUGCAGGUGAAUUUGUAAAUGAAUGAAGCUAGCAGUUUUUCUUUUUUCCCUUUGCCGGCCGUGUCAUUAGAAUCAAUGUCAAUCUUUUAAGAGCGUGAUUCUCCUCUCCUUGACAUUCGACUCGUUUGCUCAUGCCAAUGGACUUAUUGCCUGAACGUGUAGGGUUUUCUAUUUGAGUUCCUGACCAUAACAUUUUGUUCACCUACGGAUGAAGGGUUGUUCUGGUGCCCAUUUUGGGUGAAUGUUCUAAACGGGGAGCUUACUGUCAGACAUAUUCCUUCUUUCAAAAGGACAAAGAAAGAGGGUUGUGAAUCUUUUACAUUGUCCAACCAAAGUAAAGCCGGUGUGGAUCAUUUGUCCUUUGUUGUUGCCCACUGCCGACCAUUAGUGAAAUAUAUAGCAAAGUAUUGAUUUUUGAGUAGCUUUUGUUUGGGACUUUGUUGGAGUUUCCUUCUUCUGCUCUUUUGUAUUUGUUCUAUAUAUGUGUGUGUGUGUGUAAUACGAUGUUAGGUAAGGAUGAUGAUGAAAGGUGUGAGCUUUGCUGUGAAGUUGGGAAGGGAAAUAGCUGUCAAAUGUGGGUAUGCAGUGAUGAUGCUCUGAGAGUGAGAUCUGGGUGAGGCCAGUGCGCAACCCCACAUGUGGUUGGUCGAGUAUGAAAUAUUAAUUGGUUGAGACUUGUCACAUGCAAACCUGUUCUUGGUGUUUGAAAAAAAUUGCAUGUUUGGUAUUCUAUUAUUCAUUAUUUAUCAUCUGGGAGUCAUUUGCCCUUCAAUUACGGUUGGAGAUGGAGAUGAGUGAAUGAGGGUGGUGGUGGUGGUUGUCAAAGCAAAUCAUUUGGGUCCUCCCCCCACCUUUCGGCCAGUUCUUUUAGUGGGGGGUUGGCCCCCAUGCCUUUCUCCUUUUGAAUUGUAUUCUCGCUUUAUGUGGAGAAGGAAAAUUUAAGUGGACUGAUGAACGUUCGGUGAGUGGGGUGCUAAUCUGGAGCGUUGGUUUGGUGGGGGCAGUGUACAGCUGUCAUCAUUUUGGUGAAUUUUGCUAUUGAAUUA